Molecule: messenger RNA, 1237 nt
Organism: Brassica oleracea var. oleracea
Lineage: Eukaryota; Viridiplantae; Streptophyta; Magnoliopsida; Brassicales; Brassicaceae
Product: serine/threonine-protein kinase HT1-like
Exons: 6
Coding region: 1-1191 (396 amino acids)
Biological process (GO): protein phosphorylation
Molecular function (GO): protein kinase activity; ATP binding
Source: RefSeq, a predicted model, not a curated record
AUGAGAAUGAGAGCUCGCGGGUACCAAAUAGCUCCGUCAACAGAGAUGAUGCCGUUGGAGGAAACGCUUCAUCCGAAUUACCCUUUUCUCAUGUCCUCGCAUGGUCUCAAGUCCUUUGAUUCGCACGACGGCUCACUCUCAGACCUCGAUUCCGACGAUCAAUUCCCUCUCAGCAUCAACACGGAGUUGCUUGUCGAUGCCAAAGACGUAUAUAUAGGGGAACUGAUCGGCGUAGGUUCUUCUUCAAAAGUCUACAAAGGAUUGUUGAGGAAAGUUAACCCCGUCUCGGUGAAGAUAUUCCAGCCUGAAAGAGCAUCUUCUGUUACCAUUGAGCAGAAGAAGAAGUUCCAAAGGGAGGUUAUGUUGCUCUCCAGGAUUCAACAUGAAAAUAUUGUCCAGUUUAUUGGGGCAUGCAUAGAACCAAAGCUGAUGAUAAUAACUGAACUCAUGGAAGGCAAUACUCUUCACAAGUUUAUGUUGACUACUCGUCCAAACCCUCUUGAUCUCAAGCUCUCCAUUAGCUUCGCCUUGGAUAUCUCUCGUGGAAUGGAGUUCUUGAAUGCAAAUGGCAUCAUUCACCGUGAUCUGAAACCUAGGAAUAUGCUGUUAACAAGGGAUCAGAAACAUGUAAAGUUGGCUGAUUUUGGACUUGCUAGAGAGGAAACUAAAGGCUUCAUGACCUCUGAAGCUGGUACUUAUAGAUGGAUGGCUCCUGAGUUAUUCAGCUACGAGGCGUUUCAAAAUGGGGAAAAGAAAGAGUAUGAUCAUAAAGUGGAUGUUUACAGUUUCGCUAUUGUCUUUUGGGAGUUGCUUACCAACAAAACCCCAUUCAAAGGAAAGAACAACAUCUUUGUAGCUUAUGCUGCCAGUAAAAAUCAGAGACCAAGUCUGGAUAAUCUUCCGAAAGAAGUUGGUUCUAUCCUUGAAGCAUGCUGGGCAGCGGAUCCUAAAGCUCGUCCUGAGUUCAAAGAGAUUACAGUUUCACUGACGAAAUUGCUUACAAGCUUUUGUUCAGAUGAUGAUGAUGCUUCACCAAAUGUAGCUACCGAGGAUUCGACAAGCAAGCUGGUUCAGGAACGCGUUGUCUGCGACUGUCCCGGGCUGAAGAUGAAGAAAAAGAAGAGAAAUAAAGUGGUGAACAUGAUGGUUCUUCCGUUUCUUGAGAUGUUCAGAAAGUGUUUGUCAAAGUGAUGAAAGUAGGAGGAACACUCUCUUAUACACAAUACGAACUUGAUAA